Messenger RNA from Oppiella nova, 303 nucleotides. Lineage: Eukaryota; Metazoa; Arthropoda; Arachnida; Sarcoptiformes; Oppiidae. The record is from the annotation of a GenBank genome assembly.
AUGUUUGCAGUUCAUGUGUUGGUUCACUCACAACAACUGCCAACCAAUGAUGUGAUGAGUAUACUUAAGCCCUGGAGUUUUGGUCAAAUUGGGACCACUGGACAGGCGGCUGGCAAUCAGUUCCUACAACUAUUGCAGUCAUCACUGACUCGUUGGGAUGAAUUGGGACAACAGAUCGGUGGACAGGUUUCAUCAAGACUGGAGAGUAUGGAAAACCAAUUACACGAUUUGGCCAAACAGUUCAGACUCACACUUCUCAAUACCAACAAUAAAAAUAAUACGACCCGGGCCACCAAAGUCUGA